AUGGCAUCGACAACUAAUUUCUUGAUUGCACUUCUUGUUGUUGUUGUAAUGGUUGCUGGUCCAGCAAUGGCAAGUGAGCAUUGGGUUGGAGAUGAUCAAGGUUGGAAGCUCGACUUUAACUACACAAAAUGGGCUGCCACCAAAGAAUUCCAUGUUGGAGAUAAGCUCAUAUUCAAGUACAAGAAAGAUGUUCACAAUGUGAUUAGAGCAGAUCAAGAAGCCUUCCAAAACUGCAAACCAAGUAGUGAUGUUACACCCUUAACUUCUGGAAAUGAUUUGAUUAACCUUACAUCACCAGGGAAAAAAUGGUACAUUUGUGGAAUAGGCCAACAUUGUGUAAAGGGAGUGAAACUUGCUAUCAAUGUUUUGGAAGCUGAAUCUGGAUCCCCUGCUCCUUCACCAAGUGGCCCUGCUCCUUCAUCUGCUUCUUGGAUUUCUCCUAAUGGAAAAUUUGUUGCUUCGAUUGUUGCUGCAUUUGCAAUGUUCGUCGUGAUAAUGUCUUGA
Molecule: messenger RNA, 504 nt
Organism: Lycium barbarum (goji berry)
Lineage: Eukaryota; Viridiplantae; Streptophyta; Magnoliopsida; Solanales; Solanaceae
Product: mavicyanin-like
Exons: 2
Coding region: 1-504 (167 amino acids)
Cellular component (GO): plasma membrane
Molecular function (GO): electron transfer activity
Source: RefSeq, a predicted model, not a curated record